AUGGCUUGUGUAGUGCUCCACAACAUUGCAGUAGAAGUAAAUGACUUUUUUGACGUUGAUGCCUAUAUCACACCUCCGCUGCGAAACAACAACUGCGAAACCGCUGCAAUGACACCAGACAGUUUUGAAGAGUUACAUAACCUUAUAAAGCCUUGUAUUACUAAACAAGAUAAAAGGUUUAGAGAUGCUAUUUCUAGCAAAGAAAGACUGGGAUUAACUUUGAGGUAA
Messenger RNA from Parnassius mnemosyne (clouded apollo), 228 nucleotides. NCBI's taxonomy places the organism in Eukaryota, Metazoa, Arthropoda, Insecta, Lepidoptera, Papilionidae. The record is from the annotation of a GenBank genome assembly.